Messenger RNA from Amoebophrya sp. A120, 2434 nucleotides. NCBI's taxonomy places the organism in Eukaryota, Dinophyceae, Syndiniales, Amoebophryaceae. The record is from the annotation of a GenBank genome assembly.
GUAGAACCCAGAGUUGUGGUACAACAACAGCAGGCCGUAUCGAAGAAAAAAACUAUGUGACUGUAGGUCUUGCGAAAAGUGCUGAGAUUUUUGAUAGCAAAAGUUCAACAAUUUUUUUAAUGCAAGGGAGCAUCUUUAUCGCGCUGCCUUAUUUGUUGCCAUGCUUGGGCAGUAUGUCGCCAGGGGCUGCUUCCGUAGUAUGUAUUUUUAGCAAGCUAAGAAGGCAGGGCCCGCUAUGGUGCUCCGGAACCGGACGGACCACACGGGAGCCUGUCUUCAUAUCAGCACUUGGCCCCACCCGUAACAGCAGGGGGCGAUGGUCGAAGGCCUCGACUAGGUCGGUUGUGUGUCAUCCUGGUACUUUCGGCUGUGCGCCCAACAGGAACACGACGGCCCGCAUUUCCGCCAGCCAUCGGGCUUCUGCCAUCGACUGAAGGCCGGCUUCUGAGGAGCUGAGAUGAGCACACGCUGAACCCAAGGAGAAGAAACUUGCAUGAGUGUAAAUUGUAGAAGAUUUCGCAGCGAGUGCGGGAUGAAAAUUGUUCGUCAGAUUUUCUUCAAAGUGGGCAAAUUUCCGACCCUCUUUGGAGGGGUCCGCCGACGUUUUCGAUUUCGCUACACAAGUUUUUUUCUCUUCUCGAGUCCCCACCUAAGAGAAGAUUUCCGAUGUAAUGUAAAUUUUUUAGUGUAACGAAAAUUUUCGCGUUUCCUACCCUUGCUCGAGAGGGUCCUAAGGACCCCCCCGGACGAAUAAUUUUUUUGAACCUACACAAACCGAGAAUCCUUCUCCGAGCUACACAAGUCUCGUUUUCUUCUAUCGCGUGCCACAUUUGCCGGCAGCGGCAAAGCUGACAGCACGUCCAGAAGCAGAGGGGCAAAGAGGAGAAGAAGCUGCUCAAAAAGAAAACGAGACCUGCGCGCAGACCAUGCGCGCAAAGUCUCGAGCCUGUAUAUGCUUGACACGGUUGGCGACCUCCGCCCGUGGUCGCGUGUCGCGUCUCAGGCGAACUAAUGGCGCCAGGGGCAAGAUCCGUGGGCAGGGAAAAGACGGGGGUCGCGAGAUUUUCUUGAAAGCUUCUCCCCGCCCUAGCCAUUAGCCUACACCGAAGCAACCGCUGCCAGCUUUGAAUAGAUAAACCGAGCGCAUGAACAGCAGCACUCACCAGGUGAGGGACCGUGGCGGGGGUUGAGAGUUUUUGACUUUUGCAUAUGAAAAAAAUCACUACUUUUUGGAAGACCUACAGUCACAUAGUUUUUUUUUUGGAUAGGCCGUCGCUGCCGCCUCGAGUUCCAGCCGAACAGGAGGCAGUAGAUUUUCUCGACGGGAUAUUGUGAGGAAAAAUCCCCCCUCCCCAUAUCGAAAGCGAAAUUUGUGUUGCUGUAUUUGAGUACACAAAUCGCAUUUGUCUUGCUGGAGAGGACUGCAGACCCAUAUCAAGCCUGAGUAGAGAGGCUUUGACUUAGGCGCUUAGCAUGAAAAGCGUCCGUGAUGUUGGCUCAACAGCAUGACAAACCGCCUCCAUAAUGGGACGGAAGCUGCUGCCCUUGUCUUCUUGCAACACAAACGUGAUUUGUGACCUCAAAUCAGCAACACAAAUUUUCGAAAACCUACCUCUUCAAUAUGGGGAGGGGGGAUUUUUCCUUGCGAUACGGGAUGUGAAGGAGAAAGAGGCAAAGCAAAAACGAAGCAAAAACAAAGGGCGGAGAGGACAGCAGGAAACUAGGCAGGACCACGCCGAAACAGAUUCUUCGCAAGAACAACAAGUUCAUCGGCAACUACAGGAGGACGGUCGUGUCGGUUUAGCUGCGACGUCCGAAUCGGACGAGGAGAUCAUCGUGAAUCAAGAGCAGGUCGUUUCUGCUAGUACCGCUGCAGCUACGAGUUCGAAAGAGAAAAGAAGGCGACCAAGCAACGCGGUUGGGAACAUUCAGCAACCGGCAGCUUCGUCGACGCAGCUCGCUGUUCUUCCGGAGAAGAAGAAAUCUAGGACUUCGAAUUUGCAAGUAGAACAACAACAGGUGGAAGUGGUUGACAAAAAGAAAAGGAAAAAGUCCUCGUCUUCCAAGCCACAGGCGGCUGCUCUCGAGAAAAAACGGUCCUCCUCGGCGAACGUUGCUAGAAAAGAGCAAAUAAAGGAAAGCAGAACAAAUGUUGAUCGAGAUAAUUAUGCUGGGGCAACUAGAGAUAGACUCGUAGAAAAGGAAAGCAGUAAGAAACUGGAGAAGAAGACCAGCAGAACAGGACUAGGGGUACUAGAGGGAGCAGUAAUUCCGGCACAGCAGUCCGCAAUGGGCACCAAGAAAUCCAGCCGAGCGCAGCUGGCGGCCACGUCGCAGCAGAAAGAGAUGUCGACUACGCGGGACAGUAGAGAACCGAUGGCGAAUAAAGACACGGCGAUGUCCUCGAGUAGGAAGAAGAAAAAGAAGAAGCGGG